Girardinichthys multiradiatus is the source of this 8524-nucleotide messenger RNA. RefSeq names its product tensin 1b (gene tns1b). NCBI's taxonomy places the organism in Eukaryota, Metazoa, Chordata, Actinopteri, Cyprinodontiformes, Goodeidae. The transcript has 32 exons. The record is from RefSeq and is a predicted model, not a curated record. Gene Ontology annotation, molecular function: protein binding. The coding region runs from base 393 to 5678 and encodes 1761 amino acids. Gene Ontology annotation, biological process: fibroblast migration.
UGCUGCACUGCGCCGCCUCCAGUUGUGGGAUGUUCUCAUUCUCCUUUGGCUGCACUUCUCCUCCACUCGCACAUUAGGACUCCUGAGGAAUUUUUAUGCUCAUUUUCUUGGAGGAGGGCUGAGAGUGGAAGAGACUCCCCAAUUCUGAUUACUUGACACACACACACACACACACACAUACUUUUCCUGUCUGAAACACACACACACACACAUACGCUGCUCUGGCUCUGGGCUGCACCAAGGUAACGAAGUGGAUCUAGCCUUAACCAUCUGGUCGGAGCUCACAGGAAACCUGCUCAGAGGAGGUGGUGGGGAGGGAGGCGAAGGACGAUGCAACACUAAAACACAGAACAGCAGAGAGCGAUCCAGAGACGGGCAGUAAUCCGGACAGGAUGGCCACAGCAGUGUUCCAGGUGUCUUCUUCUUGUGUUCCAGCAACAAACUACGAGCUGGCCCCAAGCAGCAACCUUGCUCUCAAGCAUGUAGACACCAUGGGUUCAACAAAGUCUUCUAAGAGCAUGGAGUCCCGGAGAAGACCAUCAAGAAGUCCGAGUCUCCUGCAGGCGCUGGACGAGGGCUACGAGCUGGACUUGAUCUACAUCACAGAGAGAAUCAUCUCUGUGUCCUUCCCCAGCAGCGUGGAGGAGCAGAGCUAUGCUGCCAACCUGAGGGAAGUGGCCUCCAUGCUGCGCUCCAAACACGGACACAACUACCUGCUCCUCAACCUCAGUGAGAAGCGUUAUGACAUCAGUCAGAUGAAUCCAAAGGUGUUGGACUUUGGGUGGCCCGACCACCACGCUCCGGCGCUGGAUAAAAUCUGCAGCAUCUGCAAGGCCAUGGACACAUGGCUGAGUGCAGACAGCCACAACGUGGUGGUGAUACAUAACAAGGGCAAUCGGGGCAGAACCGGUGUGGUGGUGGCUGCCUACAUGCACUACAGCAACAUAUCUGCCAGCGCUGACCAAGCUCUGGACAGGUUCGCCAUGAAGCGCUUCUAUGAAGACAAAGUGCUUCCUGUGGGCCAGCCGUCUCAGAAAAGGUAUGUGGCGUACUUCAGCGGCUUACUCUCUGGCCAAAUCAAGAUCAACAACAAACCGCUGUUCCUGCAUCACGUCAUCAUGCACGGCAUCCCUGACUUCGAGUCCAAGGGAGGUUGUCGUCCCUUCCUCAAAAUCUACCAGGCCAUGCAGCCUGUCUACACAUCUGGGAUCUAUAAUGUUCAAGGCGACAGCCAAACAAGCAUCUGCAUCACCAUCGAACCUGGUCUUCUUCUGAAAGGGGACAUCCUGCUGAAGUGCUACCACAAACGCUACCACAGCCCCUGCAGAGACGUGAUAUUCCGGGUGCAGUUUCACACCUGCGCCAUUCAUGACCUGGGAAUUGUGUUUGGGAAGGACGAGCUGGAUGAGACUUUUAAAGAUGACAGGUUUCCAGAAUAUGGAAAAGUUGAGUUUAUUUUCUCAUUCGGACCAGAGAAAAUCCAUGGUCAAGGUAUGGACCACCUGGAAAACGGGCCAACCGUUUCAGUUGACUACAACACCCAGGAUCCUCUGAUUCGCUGGGAUUCCUAUGAAAACUUCAAUCAGCACUGCGAGGACACCACAGAUGACGUCAUCCACACCCAAGGACCCCUGGACGGGAGUCUCUAUGCCAAAGUUCGUAAAAAGGAGUCUGCUGAAGGAACGGUCACGUCGAAUGGCCUUCCACCCACGGCUGUUGAACACGCUCUACCUGCCGGUGACCACGCCCUGUCAGUGAGCAGUGAUUCAGGAAACUCCACCGCCUCCAUCAAAACGGAUCGAACGGAUGAAGCCGCAUCAGCCCCUCAGGCUUCCACUGUGAGUCAGACACAAACCACUGUGGGUGAAGAGUUACCUUUAGUCCAUCAAGCUCCACCGGCCCAACAACCAAUAAGUCCCAAGGAGAAAAAGGAGCUAGAGCAACUACUGAGUGGAUUGGAGGGGCCCUUGCACAGACAGGCCUACCUGUCUACCCCAGCAUCUGCUGCUGGUGCAGGAAUGCUUCACCUGGUGCCCGCCCAGGUCCAUGUUAAUGGGCACAGUGGCAUUGAUCGUGAAACGGACAUCCUAGAUGAUGAACUGCCCACCAGUCAAGAGGGCAACAGUGUGGACAGUCUGGGGACAUUUUCUUCCACAGAUGGACGAGCUACACCAGCUGAUCUUUACUACCAGUCUGAAUCACCUAUUAACGGCCAGGGACCGGUUCCGUAUCUGGAGCGCAACAUCCCAGAGAAACCUCUGGAAACCGUCCAGCCACAUGUCAGCAGAUCUGAUAAACCUACUGUUCUAAUCCCAAGUGAUUCGGAUAAUUACAUGGCUCCCCAGAACGGUAGCCUGUUUCGCUCUCGUUCCUUUGGUGCCGACCCAAAGUCCAUGCCAGAGGCUCCCGCCCGCACCACCAGCAGCAGGGAUGCUGUCCAACGUGGUCUCAAUGUCUGGCAGCAAUUUGGAGUUCCAGAGGAGCCGGUAACUGAAGGCGUCACUUUUAGCCCACCUCCAUCUGUAUCGAUGUCCACUCACCACAGCCUGCCACAGUUCCCGCACCGCCACAGUGCUUCUCAGGAAGAGAUCGAGCAAUCUAUUGAAACCCUCAACCUACUCAUGAUAAACCUGCAACCUGGCCGUUCAGUCGUGUCAAAAUCCCAAAGCGCCCCACUGAGGGAAACCGUAGUGACCACGCAGCCGUCCUUCUCCCAGAGCCAGACCAGACUGUCCCACCAGACGGAUGCUGCUCUUCAUGUUCCUGCUCCUGUGUCCAGCUUGGCUAGCCAUUUGUCAACAGCUCACACGUCAUCUGGGAAGCCAGGUUCACCAGAGCCCACACCUUUCCACGGAUCUCCAAAUUACUCCACUGCAACCAGCAGCUCAUCACAAGUCCUUCCCUCUUCAAGCACCCACCUUCAGCUCAAACCCAUCAGCACAUUCCCAACAAGUAUCCAGACCCAGCUGUCAGAUGUUUCCCAGUCCCAAAGAACCCCAAGUGCUGCCUCAUCUCAGCCCAGAGACGGCGAGCCAGAUGACAUUUUUAAUGUGGAAGGUCUGGUGGCCCAGAGAGUGGCAGAGUACUCGGCUAGAGUCCAAACCAUCAACCCCAGCAUGACUUCUUCUCAGUCUGAGCACCGCCGCUCUCACUCCCUCUCGGGGGUCCAGGCCCGUUCAGUACCUUUGGAUGAAACAACAAUCCUUCCCCGACGUCGCAUCACCAGUGAGGGACACUCCGACGAUGCUCUGUCCCCAGAUAUCCUGGUUCGCUCUCCCAUCCGGUGCGUUUCUCCAGAGUUUGUCAAUGCCAUAGCGAUGAACCCUGGAGGACGACCCAAGGAGAGAAACAUGCACAGCUACCGGGAGGCCUUCGAGGAGAUGGAGGGAGGCCCUAUCAGUCCUACACCCACAGCUGGUGGUGAGGCGUUACCCCAAACCCCCACCUUCCCUGUCUCACCGCAAACCCCUUACUUCAAUCUGUGUCGGUCUCCUCCUGGUCUUGCCAAGACUCCCCUGUCAGCCCUGGGCUUGAAGCCUCACAACCCGGCAGAAAUCCUCCUCAACCAAACAGGCUCAGGCCCAAGAAGCUAUGUUGAGUCUGUGGCGAGGUCAGCAGUGGUAGACGGAGAGUCGCCAACAUCCCCACGGAGCCUUAGUCCCCCGGGAGACACCAAGAGUCAGCAGAGAAGUCCAAGCCCAACCACCCAUUCACUGAACCUGCCUUUAUCCAGCAGCAGUCCCAUCCAGAACUCACAGGGUGAUCAUCUCCAAUCAGAAAGCAGCAUUAGCACUCCCUCCCAACCUACUGUUGAUUCUGGGUUCCAGUCGCACCCUACAGAGAGGUCAUUCCCUACUCAUACUCCAUCAAAUCAAGACCUAAAUCCAUCCACUUCUCCCUACCUGGACUCCAGCUCUCCAACUUCUUCCUAUCUUGGAUAUACAACCCCAACACUCUCCUAUCUUGGUCCUAGCAGCCUACUGGGAAGCUAUCCAGGCUCUGAUCCCAGCCCGCCUCUUCCAGAACCUUCCAAGAUUGUACUUAGCCAUGAAAGUCUCCGGCUACAUCCCAACAUCCACAGCUCCAACUACAAUCCGGUCCUCCUGCAGCACUUUAAUAUUAAACCAGACGGAUCCAUCCAACCAGGUCAGAAAUCCCCACCUAAUGGCUUUGAAGUAGUGAUGACAGGUCCUGGUGGCAGUCCGAUCCUUGGUCAUCAUCGGUCUCAGGGAGCACAGAGCAGUCCAGUUCUCAGCAGACAGGCCUCUUUAGGACAGGUAUCACAGCACAGCCCGGUCCUCAGCAGGCAGCCGUCUUUGGGUCAACCCAUCCAGAGCAGCCCUGUGCUUAGCCGACAGUCAUCUAUUACACACCCUCAAGGAAGCCCAGUGUUGGGCUAUCACCAAUCUGCUACACAGAUGUCCCAGAGAAGCCCCAGUUUAGACCGUCAUCCCAUGCACAGCGGGUACACUACACCAGAUGAAAGACACGGGAACCUGUCAAGACAGAGUAGCUCUUCGGGGUACCAGGGACCACCCACUCCCUCCUUCCCCAUUUCAUCUGCAGGCUACCCAGAUGGAGGGAUAGGCAUAAGUUUCAGGCAGGGUAGCCCAGCCCCUGGUUUCCAGCCCCAGCUCCCAGAGAAGAGACGCAUGUCGAGUGGUGAUAGACCGAAUGGAUCCCUGUCCUAUGGGACGCUGAAUGGAAAGAUUAUGUCCCCAGCGAGUGGAGGAAGUACUUCUGGCUACUUCCACACCCUCUCAGACUUCUCACGUUUCAAUAUGCAUGAUGGAAACCCGGAGAGCAACCUGAAUGUUAAAUUUGUUCAGGACACAACCAAGUUCUGGUACAAGCCUGACAUCUCCAGGGAGCAAGCCAUCAACCUGCUAAAGGACAGAGAGCCGGGAGCCUUCGUGAUCAGAGACAGUCACUCAUUCAGAGGGGCGUACGGCCUCGCGAUGAAGGUGGCGUCUCCUCCACCCUCUGUGCAUCAGAGCAAGAAAGGCGACAACACCAACGAGCUGGUGAGGCACUUCCUGAUUGAGAGCAGUCCUAAAGGAGUGAAGCUGAAAGGCUGCCCCAACGAGCCUUACUUUGGAUGUCUCUCUGCUUUGGUCUAUCAACAUGCCAUCACACCUCUGGCGCUCCCCUGCAAGCUCCUCAUCCCUACCACAGAUCUCAUGGAAGAAACUCCAGAGGUCACAGCAACAAACCCCCUGGCUGAAAGGCUGAAGCAAGGAGCAGUGCAGAGGGCCCCAGCUGAUUCCCGUGCAUGCAACGUUCUCUACAUAAACUCAGUGGAGAUGGAGUCCCUGACGGGUCCUCAAGCUGUUGCCAAGGCCAUUUCUGAGACACUUGCUGCUGCUCCCCCCCCCACUGCCACCGUCGUGCACUUCAAGGUGUCCUCGCAGGGCAUCACGCUCACAGACAGCCAGAGGAAGCUUUUCUUCCGACGCCACUAUCCUGCUAACACUGUGACGUUCUGCAACACAGACCCUCAGGACAGGAAAUGGAGCAAACCUGAGGGAGGCCCAGCCAAGCUCUUUGGAUUUGUGGCGCGGAAGCAGGGAAGCACAACAGACAAUGUCAGCCACAUCUUUGCUGAGCUGGACCCAGACCAGCCCGCCAGCGCCAUUGUCAACUUCGUGUCAAAGAUAAUCGCCUCGCAGACCCGAUGAGUGGGCCAAAGCCCUGGCCCUUUUCUUUGAAAGCCUUUGGUUAUUUUUCUGUCUGGACUCUUCUUCUUCUACGCUUUCGGCCUUUUUUCUUGCUCUGUCACCUUUAAGAUGUGUGGUUAUUCUUGGAUGGGCUUCAGAACAGAGGGGAGGAAGUGAUGGAUGGGGGUGUCUGCGUAUGAUGGUGGGAUGAUGGGGGGUAAAUCAAGCCUCCAGGGAAGGGUAGCUCAAGAACAGAAAAGGGCAAUGACUGUGUUGCAAAUAUUCAUGUUUUUGCAGUUUUUUAAGUAUUUUUUUCUAAAGAGGACGUAAAGUUGUGUGAAGGUUGACCGUAAAUCUUUUCAGGCUUUUGAUUGCUCAACCAAAGAUUUGACAAGGAAGUCAGGGCGUGUACAGCACACCACUGAGGGGGGGUCACAAGUAUUAUUUUGUAAAACUAAAAUAUGGCUGCUUAAUCCAAAAAUAGUUUAUUUCUGUAUGUAUGGAUACUGUAGGUCAAUUCUGCACCAUUGCUGUCUUACAAAAACACUGUUGGACAUUUUGCAGCAGGUGGGGUCUGUAAAUAUUCUGAAUGGCUUUCUUUGGAGUAGGACUUUAUUGGACAACAUUUAGUGCCUGACUUUAUUUUCUGAAUGCAGAGCUUUGAAAAAAUAUCCACGCUGUCUUAAAUAUACAAACAACCAGACCUGGAAAUAAGCUUGGUGCAGGCCUGAAGCUAAACUGAUACAGCUAGUCUGAAUCCACGGCUUCGACCAUCACUGUGAACACAGAGGAGUCUGCAUCCAUGUCCGCCACCACCGCUGCACGGCAGCAUGCAGCAGUUUCAUUCACUCAUGACUGAAAGGCCCGAGUUGUUUUAUGAAGACGAACUUUCAAAGUUAGUCUUUCUUUAAGAUUCUGGGAUUUUGUCUGGGGAAACAAACCGAGUCAGAACGCUAACACUCACCCUACCCUAAAGUAAGCUAUACUUAUAAAUAUAUAUGAGUUCUAUAUAUAAACUUCCAGUGAUUUGGGAUAUUUAUUUGUUGCUUCAUUUUAACUUGUAUACCUGUAUUAUAAAGUAUACAUCCAGAUUACUAGAAGCGUUUAUUUUGGCUGAAGUUGUAAAGCGAAUGCAUCUAAAAGUGCAUCACUGUUGUUUUGAAUGUUUCUUUUUAACACUCUUGUUUUAUUGGGGAGCCUUUUUGUUUUGACAGGAAAUAUUUUGUAUCAAAGAUUAUUACUUAAGUCCAAAUUGGAGUUGAUCUGAAGUGAAGCCAGAAACAAAAGAUUUCACAUUGAACCUGCCUAGGAAAUACAUUGUCCACAGUUAGCACUUAAAGUAUUAUCAGCAUGUCUCUGUUGAACAAAUGUGGACAGCACCACCUUGGGUUUGAUGUAGAGGUCCGGUCAAAUAGUGUUUUCAUUCUGAGAUCCCUCAGAGUCCGUAUAAUCUCUUACAAACCAACUAAAGUAGCAGCCAUGAUGAAAAGCAGCAGCAAUGUUUGCAGCUACUUCAGCAUCCAAAUAAACGUCCUACUUGAUAUUUAUAUGAUACCGUACACUCAGUGAUCAAAACGGAUCAGCACCCAGUUAACCAUCUACAGAAAUGGUCUGAUUUAGAUGUUAUUUAGUUCAUAAUAGUUCAAAUAAAUGAAUGAGCCGGAAUGCUCAGAACCGGUUCUAGAUGGCACAACUGGUGUAGUCACAUGUGCAUCAAUGUCUUACAGUUACUGUUGUCUGUCAGAUGCUCCGGUAUAUUAACGUUAGUACUGGUGUGCCUCCCCUCUCAGAUGUCUUCUAUCCUUCUCUUUGAAGAAGAUCUGGAGUCUGACAACACUAAAUUGCCAACAGGCCAGCAGCAAACAUCCUCAACCGACCUCCAUCACAGAGCAACUCCCUGAGCAGCAUGUGACAACGGACCAAAGAGCAUGUGGCCAGUUGGUCAUGCUUCUAGAGCAGCGCAUGUGGGACUUACAGAUGUUAUAGCAGCCUAAUUUUGUAACCGGUGGACACCCAUAAGUCAUAAAGUCCAAUAACCCAAGGCAGACCACACAGAAGGAGGAUUGUUGUCCUCAGGUGCACUGUGCAAGAACCCAGCCUCAUGCAAGUCCAAAAUAUCAACCCGAAUCAGUGCCUCCAGCAUUAGCAUUUGCUAACCAUCAUAAUCUGAACGACAGAGGAAAGAUUUUAGGAUGAGAAACUAUUCAACCGGGCUCUUCCUCUGCAGGUGCAACAUUGAAAACCCAAUCUUCCAUGUCAGGUUAAAUGAGACGAUAGUACCCUCAUGUGGUGGAAAAUAAUAACUACAUGGGUCCCACUCAGAUUCCAAUGCAGUGUUUUAACUGUGUUAGAUGCUAAAAAGAAGAGUUAUGAUGAACAACUGACUAAGAAAAAGACAAACGAUGAGCCCCACAUAAAGGAAUGAAAUUAUUGCCUUUUCCUUCUUAAGAAUAGUUUGGCAGCAUGGCGGAUUUAAAAUAUUUGGGCCUUUAAAAAAACCACAGCACUUACAGGGUUUUUGUAUCUUCCUAGAAUGUAUUUAUUAGCUGGGGCUUGUAACCUAAAUGCUGCUGACUAAUCUGUACACAGCAUCACGUUUUAUGCAAAGCAGGCCCAUAGGUAGUUUCUAAAUGCUCGACUCGGCUUAUUAAACAAAAAAAUACAACUUAAAACGUCAGUUUUUUGCUUCCAAAACAAUGACUGAAGUAAAAGGACUUAGGGCUGAAACUCCAGAUCCGCCUGGACUGUAGAAUCUGUAUGAAUGAGCUACGAUUCCUGUAAAGAGCUUUGUUGUUCUUGGUUUGCUACAUUGUAUGUAUUUUAUCAUUUCUGAUGGAUAAAAAUAUUAAAAAGCAGUACAAAUAAAA